Pezoporus occidentalis (night parrot) is the source of this 3055-nucleotide messenger RNA. RefSeq names its product adenylate cyclase type 10-like. Gene Ontology annotation, cellular component: cytoplasm. The transcript has 12 exons. NCBI's taxonomy places the organism in Eukaryota, Metazoa, Chordata, Aves, Psittaciformes, Psittacidae. Gene Ontology annotation, molecular function: adenylate cyclase activity. The record is from RefSeq and is a predicted model, not a curated record. Bases 850 to 2979 code for a protein of 709 amino acids.
AAGAAGGAGAUUGACCUCUUUGUCAACUGCUUGGAAGCCUCUAACCGUUUUGGACAAAGACACAUACUGGCAUUUGAGGGCGCAAGGGGCGCUGGGAAGAGCCAAUUACUUAAUCACCUGUCCCAGUUAGGCCAGUCUGCUGGCUGCAGGUACAGGGUUUUGUCCUGUAGUUUUGGGACACUGCUUCUUUCCAUCCCUGAGAGCCAUGGAACGCUCCAGCCCCUUGGCCAGUGUGCCUUGGCCUUGGACUGAAGCCUCCUCAAAAAGCCUCAUGGAGGCAUUCCAUAGUUAUCUCCUGCGUGCUCUGCUCCUGCCCCUGUCUCUUCGGGGUGUUGGAGGUGCUACUUGACCUGUGGUGUUUCCUCCUUCACAAAUAGAAGGAAAAAGCCCAAACUUGGUGCUUUGCAUUGGAUUCCAGAUGCAACAUAUAGCAGGGUGGCCUGUCUCAGAAGCCCUGCUUGCCCCCUGACUGUUUCCCAGAAGGAAUACUGGGCCAGAAAAGCCUUUCUGUGGCUGAGAGGCAGACUGCUAAGGUCUGGAGCCCAAAGGCAAACACCACUUGCUCCAUGAUCACCUCUUAGCUCUGCAAGUCCCUCUGCAGUAGGGAGGUAGGGAGACAUGGACCAGCGUUGCAGAGACCAGAACGGGUCUGGACCUAGCUCUCCCAGUGGCUUGGCAGCAACUGCCUCUCUGUGCCCUUUCUCUUACAAGGAGUGAAACUCCGGGUACCACUUUGAAGUGGGAGGCUGAAGAGUUCCCCCUAAAGGCAACUCCAGCUCUUUUGUCUUAGAAGACCUGGGCCGUUGGGGAUCUCAGUGCCUUUUGCUUUUGCAUGGCAGGGUAUUUGGCAUGGAACUGCUAGAGGUCAACGUGAGGCAGUCCUUCUCUGCCAUGCGUAUUCUGAUGGCCAGGGUGAUGGGCCUCCAUGAGUGUGAAUCGUGCAGUGCCAGGGAGCACGUGCUACGGACAAAUCUCAACGGGAUAAUUGAAGAGAGCAACUACUGCCUCCUCAAUGACAUCUUCCUUGUGAAGUUUCCCAUUUCAGACAAGGUUCGCCAAAUGCAUGAAAUGCAAAGGAAAGAGGAAUUGCAUUCAACCUGGGCAAAAGUGCUAGAGAAGACCAUUGACAGAAAUGCCAUAUUUGUCAUCGACAAUGCCCAUUUCAUUGACCCCGCCUCCUGGAGUAUCAUGGCACCUCUGCUCUGGAACAUCUCUGUCUUCAUGGUCAUGAGCUUAUGUCCCGGCUUUGCAAGAACCGAGAGCUUUCACAAAGCCACAGCAAACAACCUGAUGUCCCAUAAAAUCAUCUGCUUUCAACUAGAGAAGCUGAAACCUUCAGCUGUGGCGCAGAAGCUCUGCCACGACCUUGGAGUGGUCAGCAUCCCUAGGGCUUUAGUGAGGUUCCUGGUCCAAAGAAGCUUGGGGAUCCCGUAUUACUUGGAGGAGCUGGUGCACUUCCUUCGUUGCAACGACAUGCUCUUGUUCCGCACCAAGAAGUGGGGUGAAAAAGCAGAGGACAGCUGGGAGAACCUGAACACUUUUGCAGUCUUGGAGUCAUCCCUCACAGCAAGCUCAAGGUCCAGAGCAGGGGCUGCGGCCAUGAUCUGCAUUGUAAGGCCAGGCGUGAACCUGGACAGCACCAUGCUGCCCAGUAACUUGAAAGAGAUUGUGCUGGCUCAGCUGGACGAGAUCACCCCACUGGAGCAGACAGUUUUGAAGUUUGCAGCCAUCAUCGGGCCGGUGUUCACUACGCAGCUGCUGUCAUACAUUCUUCCGAUUAGAAUGAGGCACAAGAUGACUACCUUGUUGGACAGUCUAGUGAGUGACAACAUCCUCAAGUGGAUGGAGAGCACUGAGGAGCCAGAAGACGUCCAAGAUCCUAGCAAGGAGCCAGCCACCCCUCCGCAGGCAGAGAUUGGUGUGGAGACCUCCCCCCCAAGCAAGCAGAGUGUGGGGUGUCCAUUUGGUGUGCUGAUGUUCCAUAAGCCGCUGCUGCGGGAGGCUGCCUACGAGCUGUGGGUCCAGAAACAGCGGGUCACCCUGCACUCCAAGUGUGCUGCCUUCCUGGAGCGGUAUGCACACAAAUGCCAGAGCUGCGGCCAAGGGGACUUUAUUGUCUUCCACCGCUUCGCUGUCACCAGCACCCAGGACAAAGGGAGCUGUAAGGACUUUGAUGGUGGGGAUGACCCACACACCUGGAAGGCCUUGGUGCUGGCUGGAAAACAGCUGAAGAAGGAGAGGUUUUACAUCUCUGCAGGUAUUACAGAUACUCAGGAGGAGCAGCAGCAGCAGCAAGCUUUUGUGGAAGAGGAUUUUGGUGCGACUGACAGAGAGGACAACAAUGCGCUCUCAUGUGACUGCAAAGGCAUCGUGGAGUCAGUGCUUGUGCCAUUGGUUCACCACUACACAACACUGGGCAAUGCUGCCAGAGCCUUUUACUAUCUUCUGGAGACUGCAGCUGCCUACCUGCAUGUCUCCAACUACUACAUGGCCCUCAGGAAGCUGAGCGAAGCAGAUAUCCUGAGGAACACUCUAAAGAGUAAAGCGAAUGUGAUAUCCCGCUUUGAAGAUGCCACCUUCUUCAGCCUCAAAGGGGAGGUCUGCUACGGUGUGGGACGCACAGAGCUGGCAAAGAAAAUGCUCAGAAAGGCUUUGAGCCUGCUUGGAAGGCCAUUUCCCCGGAACCGCGCUGAAGACUUUGUCAGGUCGCAGGUUGAAAAAUUGCAGUGUGCCGCUUACGUUGCCAGAAGAGCAUCUUCCCUUCCACAGAAGGCCCAGAAGAAGAAGCUCGCCUGGCUGCUGCGGCAGAGCCGCUGUCUUUCCUUACUGGAGCACCUCUUCAGGCUGGAGGGCACUUCUGCUGGAUGGAGGCAGUCCUGCCUGGCAGCGCGCAUGAGGGCCAGCACAGACAGGGCAGUGGACUUCUAUCUGUCAGCAGCCUGCGCGAGCGAUGAUGCUGGCUUGGAAAUGAUCAUAUAGUUCAUUACCACCAUCUAUCUUACAUUUGGAGAAAGACGAUACCCUCCAAAUAUUUGUAGUACCGUAAGAAGCAAUA